AUGUCCCUAAUCCAAUGGAAGAACCAUGAGGUGGUAAUAUGUAAAUUCUUCCCGGCAACCCUGGAUGGCGAGGCAAGGAAGUGGUUCUACAAUCUCCCACCAGGAACAGUUGACAGUUAUGAGACUCUAGUCGAAGCCUUCCUCGAAACUUACAUGCACAACAACAGACCUCGGCCCAGGGUCAACAAGUUAUUCACCUUGGCCCGACGGUUUAGAGAACCACUUAGGUCGUUGACCGAUCGAUGGAUAAAUUUGUGCAUAGAAAUUGGGAAAGUACCAGUCGACCAGCAGAUAUUCGGGUUCGAAAAUGCAUUAGGGAGGUCGGACCCCAUAUGGAUAGCCAUGUUUACUGAAAAACCACAGACAUUGAAAGAAAUGAGGAAAAUGCAAGAGCAUUUCAUCGCCCUAGAAGAAAUUCAGGAGGAAUCAAGGGAUAGGAGAGUGCAAGAGGCUAGCACAGCACCCAAAUCGACAUCGGACGACGUUCAAAGACGGCCCAAAAAGAGACCGAGCCCACCUACACGAGGAAAUGGGAAGAAGGAAUGGGUAGCCAAAGGAAAGAGGCCGAGUCACGAGGCGAGAACAUACACUCCUUUGAAUGCUCCACUAGAAGAAAUCUUCAAAGAGGUCCAAAAAAGAAAUGACAUCAUAUACCCAGCAUCAAGAGGGAUACAGUUCGAGGAAACCAAGGUCACCCGGAGUAUUGCCAUUAUCAUCAGUAUCGAGGCCACUCUACAAAUAACUGCCGAGAAAUAA
Molecule: messenger RNA, 756 nt
Organism: Papaver somniferum (opium poppy)
Lineage: Eukaryota; Viridiplantae; Streptophyta; Magnoliopsida; Ranunculales; Papaveraceae
Exons: 1
Coding region: 1-756 (251 amino acids)
Source: RefSeq, a predicted model, not a curated record